Molecule: messenger RNA, 3124 nt
Organism: Chanos chanos (milkfish)
Lineage: Eukaryota; Metazoa; Chordata; Actinopteri; Gonorynchiformes; Chanidae
Gene: tbl3
Product: transducin beta like 3
Exons: 23
Coding region: 41-2833 (930 amino acids)
Biological process (GO): endonucleolytic cleavage to generate mature 5'-end of SSU-rRNA from (SSU-rRNA, 5.8S rRNA, LSU-rRNA); endonucleolytic cleavage in 5'-ETS of tricistronic rRNA transcript (SSU-rRNA, 5.8S rRNA, LSU-rRNA)
Cellular component (GO): nucleolus; 90S preribosome; small-subunit processome
Molecular function (GO): protein binding; U3 snoRNA binding
Source: RefSeq, a predicted model, not a curated record
GUAUUAUUUAUAAACGGAUUUAACUGAUGACGGCGAGUGGAUGAUCAUGGCUAACAACGCUUUGCAGUUCAAAACGAAUUAUGCCGUCUCCAGCAAAAUCGAACCGUUCUAUAAGGGAGGAAAAGUACAGAUAAGUCAAAAUGAGGAAUACAUUUUCUGCACUUGCGGACCACGCGUCAACAUAUUAGAAAUUUCUACAGGAAAAAUCAUACACAGUAUCGAGCAGGAUGAUCAGGAGGACAUCACGUCAUUCUCUCUCAGCCCAGAUGAUCAGAUGCUGGUCACAGCCAGUAGAGCACUGUUGCUGAAACAGUGGGACUGGAAGCAGGAGAAAUGCACUCGUUCCUGGAGGGCCAUCCACAAUGUGCCUGUGGCCAGCAUGACCUUUGACUGUACCUCCACUCUCCUAGCAACUGGAGGGUGUGAUGGUACUAUAAAAUUAUGGGAUGUCAUCAAGCAAUACUGUACACACAACCUGAAAGGCUCAUCUGGAGUUGUACAUUUGGUGCAGUUCCAUCCAGACAUUAACCUGCUUCAGCUGUUCUCCUCCUCUGUGGACUGUGUCAUUCGGAUAUGGGAUCUACGCACCAGCAAGUGUAUCUGUGUGCUAGAGAGUCACUACAGUGCUGUCACGUCUCUGGCGUUUUCACCUGAUGGAAGCACACUGAUCAGCUCUGGCCGAGAUAAAGUCUGCACUGUGUGGGACCUGAAGGAGAGGAAGGUGAAGAGGACUGUGCCUGUGUAUGAGGCUGUAGAGGGGGUUGUCCUGCUCCCCCAGGAUGAAGACUAUUCCCAUAUUGGGGUGAAGAGCAAAGAACUUCACUUCAUCACUGCAGGCAGUAAAGGUGUGCUGAGAGUGUGGGAAGCCAGCUCAGCGAAGUGUGUGUACACUCAGACCCUGCCAGCCAGUCCUGCCUCCGGCUCAGAGGGUGCGGCAGAGGACGAAUGGGACCCCCGGAGCCUGACGCACUGCCUGCCCAUGCCCCAGUCAGCCCGACUGGCCACAGUCACUGCUGAACAUAACAUCGUCAUCUACCAGCUGCCCUCAUUAACCGUCCGCCAACAGUUUGUGGGAUACAAUGACGAUAUCUUGGAUGUCAAGUUUCUGGGGAAGGAUGACACUCAUAUCGUUGUGGCCACAAACAGCUCUCAGCUGAAGGUGUUUGAGCUGGCUACCAGCAGCUGUCAGAUUCUCUAUGGACACACAGAUACUGUCCUGUCACUUGACGUGUUCAAGAAGGCACUGAUGUUUGCCAGCUGUGCCAAAGAUAGGACCGUGCGUGUGUGGAGGAUGGACCCAGAGACUGGACGGGUCCACUGUGUGGCUCAGGGCAGUGGUCAUUCUAACCCUGUGGGAGCUGUCGCCUGCUCUAGAUUAAACAGGAGCUUUGUGGUAUCAGGAAGUCAGGACUGUACCAUUAAAGUGUGGGACCUCCCGGAAACUCUUCCUGCUGUGGAUGGGGAGCCAGCCCAGCUGAGCGCACGGCUGACUGAGAAAGCCCACGACAAGGACGUGAAUAGUGUGGCUGUUUCGCCCAAUGACAAGCUGUUGGCCUCAGGCUCCCAGGACCGCACGGCUAAGCUGUGGUCUCUGGAUGACAUGUCCCUCCUAGGGGUAUUCCGAGGUCACAGGAGGGGUGUGUGGUGUGCCCAGUUUUCCCCAAUAGACCGAGUGUUGGCCACCUCUUCUGCUGAUGGUUCAGUCAAACUGUGGGGUUUACAGGACUUUAGCUGUCUCAAGACAUUUGAAGGACAUGAUGCCUCGGUCCUAAAGAUCAUUUUUGUGAGUCGUGGGACCCAGUUCCUGUCUGGCGGUUCUGACGGACUCGUGAAACUGUGGACCAUUAAGACCAAUGAGUGUGUGAAGACUCUUGAUGCCCAUGAAGACAAAAUCUGGGGUCUCCACACCAGCCGAAAGGACGACCUCAUGGUCACAGGCUCUGCUGAUUCUAACAUCACUCUGUGGAAGGACGUCACACAGGUGGAGCUUGCUGAGGAGCAAGCCAUGCAAGAGGACCAGAUCCUAAAGCAACAGGAGCUGUCCAACCUGCUCCAUGAAAAGAACUUUGUGAAGGCUCUGGGUAUGGCCAUCUCACUGGACCAGCCUCACACAGUACUCCGAGUCAUUAAAGAGAUCCGGCAGGGGGAGAAUGGCACGCAGCAGCUGGAGAACACCAUCUUAAGACUGAGGCUUGAUCAGAGAGAGUCCCUUCUGCGUUUCUGUGCGGUGUGGAACACUAACGCCCGUAGCUGUCUGGACGCCCAGGCUGUCAUCCAGGUGUUGCUUACACACAUAAGCCCAGAGGAAAUACUGCAGUACCAAGGAGCACGCAGCCACCUGGAGGGCCUGAUCCCGUACACUGAGAGACACAUGCAGAGGAUUGGUCGCCUGCUGCAGGGAUCGAUGUUUUUGAAUUACAUCUGGCAGAAAAUGAGAGUAACCGGAGGGAAAGACAGUGCCGACGUUCUGGAUGAGGAGAUGGACACCAGCCACAUGCAACCUCUGUUUGUGAUUGACAAUCAGCCAGCAAAGGAUGAUGCCACCACCACCAAGACCAGUCAACUGGAGGAAGAUGAGGAGGAUGAGGAAGAUGAAGAUUUAGGUGAUUCAAACAUCACUGAGGGUGUUUCUUUGGAGGAAGAGAGUAUCAGCGAGUCUAAAAAGGCCAGUGGCAGACAGCCAAACAGACAGAACGGAAUGAAUGGGAGGAGGAAAGAAUCCCAGUUGUCAAGUGAGGAAAGUGAAGAUGAAGAUGAAGCUAAAAUUCUCACAGAUUGUCACUCUACUCUGCCAGCAGUCACAGUGACUUACAUACAGACAGAGACCAGUUGAUAGACACUAGAUAGACUGAUCUAGGUUUCAGAUAUGAAUUUUGGCUAAACUUGACUGGACUGCAUUGUUGCAUUCUAAAGGAGUGGUUUAGCAUGACUCCUAAAUCACCAUCUCUGGCUGAUGAUGGUUCAGUCACCUCGUAGAUCGCACAAGAGAGGUGAAAGGCCUAUUUUUUCAUACCAUGCAAAGGUGCAGUCUAAUUCAGCAUAUCCUCAACAUCUGCAAAAAGAAGUCAAAGGAGUAAAAAAAACCCCAAAAACAUUUAUAAUAUAGCCGUGAAUUUUCUAAGUA